GUCUCUCUGUCUGCAGAAACAGUCGGUCAGUCCCAUUGAUAGCAAGGACAAUUCAAAAGGACAUCAUAGCCAGAUUGGUUAAUUUUUAGUUUUCUGCAUUUUCUACAGAAAAGUGACCAUGAAGAUUGCAGCAUUUAAUGUGAAGAACCUCGGAAUGAAAAAAGUCAACAAUGACAUUAUACUGAAAAACCUUAUCAAGAUUGUGUCUCGGUACAGUUUGGUGGUGAUGCAGGAAGUUCAGGAUCCCACUGGCAAUGCGAUGAACAAGUUUCUCACAGAGCUCAAUAAAUAUGGAAAAAACAAAUCUCAUCCAUUUAAGAUGCUGAGCAGUGACCCAAUAGGACGAAACUCUCACAAGGAGCAGUUUGUCUUCUUCUACAGACAUGAUGAAAUAGACGUGAUAGACUACUACCAGUAUGAAGAAGAAAACGAAGAUGUGCUUGCCCGAGAGCCCUUCAUUGUGAAGUUUGAAUGUCCAAAGACAGUUGUGAAGAAUCUGGUUCUGAUCCCAGUCCACAUCGAUCCAGAUGAUGCUGAAAAUGAGCUGGAAGCUCUGGAUGAUGUGGUUGAAGAUGCAAGGAAUACAUUGAACACUAAUAACAUCAUGAUUUUGGGCGACUUCAAUGCAGAUGGUCGUUACCUGAAUAAUGAAACUAGGGAAGCUCUAAGCAUCAGUUCUGCUCCCUAUUAUUGGCUGAUAGAUGAAGAUGCUGACACCACUACUGGGGCUAAUGACCAUACCUACGACAGGAUCGUGGUGUAUGGAGGUGAGAUGUAUGAUGCUGUUGUUGCUAACUCAGCGAAGCCUUUCAACUUCCAGAAAGCCUACAAAUUAGGGAAGAAAAUGGCUCAAUCCAUCAGUGAUCACUACCCUGUGGAGGUGGAGCUUGAAGACGAUUAACAUUUGAAAAUGAGCUCACUGAACCUCCAGCAAAGAAGAAAGCCUGGAAAAGAAAUUGUUUCUUUUAAACACUCAAGUCUGGUGAUUGACUUCAUUUUGAAUCCAACUUCAAGUGGUCACAAAAGGAACUACAGUUUUUGGCACUGCACAAUACAAGAUUCCCUUUUUCCUCCUUGGGCUGGAGACCUGUAUCUCUUAUGA
This is a messenger RNA of Oreochromis aureus, 1102 nucleotides long. Its product is annotated as deoxyribonuclease-1-like. Gene Ontology annotation, molecular function: DNA nuclease activity. Gene Ontology annotation, cellular component: nucleus. Gene Ontology annotation, biological process: DNA catabolic process. The transcript is spliced from 10 exons. Bases 119 to 901 code for a protein of 260 amino acids. NCBI's taxonomy places the organism in Eukaryota, Metazoa, Chordata, Actinopteri, Cichliformes, Cichlidae. The record is from RefSeq and is a predicted model, not a curated record.